AUGGCCUCCCACUCACAUCCAAACUCUGGUUCCGCCAAUCUCGUCGGCGUCCACUAUCGCGUAGGCAAGAAAAUCGGCGAGGGCUCCUUCGGUGUCAUCUUUGAAGGAACGAACCUGCUCAACUCCCAGACUGUCGCUAUCAAAUUUGAACCACGCAAGGCAGAGGCGCCUCAGCUCAGAGACGAAUGUCGCUCGUACCGUAUAUUGGCUGGAUGUCGUCAGUACCCUCUUCUUCCCCCGCUUCAACCCCCCGCUCACGUACUCCUGUCUUUUUUUUUCUUGAACCACAUGCACCUCGCUACGAAACACAUGCGAUACCCCCCGCCUCGUUCACUACUUAUCAUUACUGUUAACCUCACCAUCAUCAUCAAACUACAUCAUGGCGACCCCACCCCACCACCGCCGACCGACAUAUACCAUUUCGGACAGGAAGGGCUGCAUAAUAUCCUCGUUAUCGACCUGUUGGGCCCGAGCUUGGAGGAUUUGUUCGAUAUGUGCGGGCGCAAGUUCUCGAUCAAGACGGUGUGCAUGGCUGCGAAGCAGAUGCUGUUCAGGGUGCAGACUAUCCACGAGAAGAAUCUGAUUUACAGAGACAUCAAGCCUGAUAAUUUCCUCAUCGGUCGUCCCGGGACGAAAGGCGCGAACAUUAUCCAUGUUGUUGAUUUCGGCAUGGCGAAGCAGUUUAGGGAUCCGAAGACAAAACAGCAUAUUCCGUACAGGGAGCGGAAGAGUCUGAGUGGGACGGCGCGGUAUAUGAGUAUUAAUACCCAUUUGGGACGAGAACAAUCGCGACGAGACGAUUUAGAGGCGCUGGGUCAUGUGUUCAUGUACUUCCUGCGUGGAAGUUUACCGUGGCAGGGUCUUAAAGCCGCGACGAACAAGCAGAAGUAUGAAAAGAUUGGGGAAAAGAAGCAGACGACUCCGAUCAAAGAGCUCUGUGAGGGCUUCCCUGAGGAGUUUGGGAUAUACCUCAAUUAUGUGCGCAAGUUGGGCUUUGAGGAGGCACCGGAUUAUGAUUUCUUGCGAGAGCUAUUUACGAAGGUGUUGAGGAGUAAUGGGGACGCGGAUGAUGGGAUCUUUGACUGGAACUUGCUCAACGGUGCGUCCUAUCUCUUCGCAACCAUCUUUAUGGGAGAGGCUGGGAAGCAUCUGUGGUUCGUGCCUUUCUCCUUUAUUUCAAAUUUUGGAAGAGAAGAGAGAUGA
This is a messenger RNA of Psilocybe cubensis, 1203 nucleotides long. RefSeq lists its product as uncharacterized. The coding region runs from base 1 to 1203 and encodes 400 amino acids. Gene Ontology annotation, cellular component: cytoplasm; nucleus. Lineage: Eukaryota; Fungi; Basidiomycota; Agaricomycetes; Agaricales; Agrocybaceae. The record is from RefSeq and is a predicted model, not a curated record. Gene Ontology annotation, biological process: peptidyl-serine phosphorylation; signal transduction; endocytosis. Gene Ontology annotation, molecular function: protein serine/threonine kinase activity; ATP binding. The transcript is spliced from 9 exons.